AUGGAGCGAUUCGAAUCGCUUCAGCAGCAGAGAGAGCGGGGCGCAGGUGGCGCCGCGAUUGGAGGAGGCAUGACGCGAUUCGAGAUGGAUGAUGACGAGGUGGAGGAGGAGGGAGGCGGGGAGGAUUUGGAGGAGCUAGAAGAGGGGGUGCUGGAUGUGAUUGUAGGGGAGAGUGACUUUGAAGAGGAGGAUGAGGAGGACGAGGAGGAAGAAGAGGAGGUGGAGGAGGAGGAAGGGGAAGAAGAGGAAGGGGAGGGGAUGGGGAUGGAGGGGAUGAGCAUGAGCGAGAGAGUGCAUCAGCUGCAGAUGCGAGUGCAGCAAGCUCAGUAUGCCACCGAUGCUGGUGCAGCUGCAGCUGGUGCGGUGAUCACGGCUCGUGAUCUUGCAAGGCUGUUUGACCACCCCAUUGACAAGUUCCAGGUGAAUAACGCCAGCCGUUGGAUCCUUUUCUACAUGAUCACAGCCGUUGGGCUCAUCACGAUUCACACCCGUCUCCGCCCUUGCCGUCCUGCCAGUCUGCAAGAAGGAACUGCUCUUGAGACUGGCGGUAGAUCCAUUUCUUCACAGCUCGUCAGUUCAGUGGUAGUGAGUGCGCCCACCAGCAGCGGCAAGACACUCGUGGGGGAGGCACCUCAUCGAGUGGCGAUAGAGGCCUUUCUGCGAGGGUCGUCAGUGGUGGUGUGCGCCCCCACCAGCAGUGGCAAGACACUCGUGGGGGAGGCAGCGGCAGCAGCCACAAUGGCGCGGGGAGGGCGCCUCAUCUACACCACGCCGCUCAAAGCCCUCUCCAACCAGAAACUGCGUGACUUCAGGCUACACUCCUAUUCGUUUGGGGAGGGCAACGUGGGGCUGCUGACUGGUGACGUGGCAGUGAACAGAGACGCGCCCAUCCUUGUCAUGACCACUGAGAUCCUGCGCAACAUGCUCUACACCAGCAUGGGGGCAGGCGAGGCAGAGGAGGAGAGGCUGAGGGGAGUGGAGGCAGUGGUGCUGGACGAGGUGCAUUACCUCUCUGAUAUCUCGAGGGGCACCGUGUGGGAGGAGACGGUGAUCUACUGCCCCAAAUCUAUCCAGCUCGUGUGCCUCUCCGCCACGGUCGCCAACCCCGAUGAACUCGCAGACUGGAUUGGCAGGGUGCACGGGCGCACGGAGCUCGUCACCUCACAGCACCGCCCGGUACCGCUCAAGUGGCACUUCUCCACGCGCUUCCGCAUGCUGCCUCUCCUCCACAACCGCGGCCGCGACAUCAACCCUCAGCUGCUGCUGCGCCCUUCCGGUGACCCUUUAUUGGAGGAGCUGCAAUCCGGUAGGAUGCUGCCACGUGGCAGUGGCAGGUCUUUCCAACGGUGGGAUGCAGACGACCAAAGCAGCAGCAGCGGCAGUGGCAAGCGAGGGAAGGAAUCUAAGGGUUUCGCAGGGAGAGGAGACAGAGAUGCAGGGAGAGGAGGAAGAAAAGGCGGCAAGAACGGGAAGGGGAUCGCGGCGGCUUUGUCUCGUAGUGGGGGAGGGUUAGCCGGGCUGGUGGGGAGGGGGCGGCGGGGGGAGGCGAAGAAUCGAGUAGAGGAGCUGUCGGCGCAGCAGGUGCAGCAGCAGUGGCGGCGGCAGGUGCCACGGGUGAGAGACACUCUGGAGCAGCUGAGAAGGAAGGACAUGCUCCCCGCCAUCUGGUUCAUCUUUAGUCGCAGAGGGUGUGACACGGCUGUCAGCUUUGUGCGCGAUACCAACCUGCUGUCGCCGAGUGAACAGGCGGAGGUGACAGAAGCCAUAGUG
Closterium sp. Naga37s-1 is the source of this 1770-nucleotide messenger RNA. Lineage: Eukaryota; Viridiplantae; Streptophyta; Zygnematophyceae; Desmidiales; Closteriaceae. The record is from the annotation of a GenBank genome assembly.